AUGUCGCCGCUUUACAGCUGUCCACUGUCGCAGAGACGAGGGAGUUUCUCUAAAAAAUGCAUACCUACAGCAACAGCGAAAGGACCUUGUCACACGUGCGUUUGUAAUUCAGAAGCUGUGUUUGAAUGUCACGCUACUUGUCAGAUACCGAAAAAUGUGAAUCCAAGAAAAUCUGUCAAAGACGAAUGUCAAACGUAUAUGAUGUAUAAAUUAGGAGAACUCUUCUGUACGUGUAACUAUAAUGGAAGAUGGAUGUCUUAUAACUGCAGAGAAACUUUUCAAUAUCUUCGAACCAAUGAAAUUAUGGCCAAAGAUACCUUAAGAUCAAAUAUUACUUUACCUUCGACCCAUUGGAGUCACGUCAAACAUAACGAAUUGCCAGAGAUUCAAAAAGGACAGAGCUGUGUGCCCGGUAAAAUAUAUAAAAUGUCCUGCAACACGUGCAGAUGCGGAGACAAGGACACCCUUUUGUGUACCAAAAUGGCUUGUCUGGAGAGAACGAUACUAAAAGGAGUUGGAGAUGUUAGAAAAUAUUAUCGAUUGAACAUAAAAAAGAAAAGAUAUAACAAAUCGAAUAAGAAAACAGAGAAAGAAAUGCUUAAGAAAAAUAAAAACAGUUUACCACAAUUGCCCGAAGGCGACUGUGUUCCUGGUAAAAUGUACAAGAAAGGUUGUAAUAAAUGCUUCUGCAACGAUCAAAAAGUGGCUGUCUGUACGAAGAUUUGCAGAAAAGUAUUAUCCAAUCGUGUAAAUGAUGAAGAAAUCGCUCAAAUCGAAACUCGUUCAGCGAUAGAUAUACCACAGUUGCCACACAUGGGCACUGAAUGUGAGCCUGGAAAAGUAUAUCGCGUGUCGUGUAAUCUUUGCUUCUGUUCACAAGGACAUAACCUCCUUUGUACGAUGAAAUAUUGUUUGAAUGUGAACGAUUAUGCGGAACUCCAUGCCCACAAACUCACAGGGCAGCCAUGUACAGAGGAUUACAAUGAACUUUGCAGUGAAUGUAAAUGUGUAAACAAUCGAAGCGAAUGUAAUGCGAUAGACCGAUGUACUCCGUCCGACAUACAGACAUUGUCUUCGACUCGGGCUAAAAUAAAAUUAACCCUCGAUGUCAAGAAGGAUACCUGUGAACCUUUAGCGUCUUAUAAAAUCCAUUGUAAUGAUUGCUACUGCCAAUCGGACGGUACUUUACGGUGUACUCAGAAAGUCUGUCUAAAUUAUUCGCAGACAAAGAAUUUGCAGGAGAGAGAAACUUAUUUGGAAAAACAUGGUCUCUAA
This is a messenger RNA of Vanessa atalanta (red admiral), 1275 nucleotides long. RefSeq lists its product as uncharacterized. Bases 1 to 1275 code for a protein of 424 amino acids. The record is from RefSeq and is a predicted model, not a curated record. Gene Ontology annotation, molecular function: peptidase inhibitor activity. NCBI's taxonomy places the organism in Eukaryota, Metazoa, Arthropoda, Insecta, Lepidoptera, Nymphalidae. The transcript has 8 exons.